Messenger RNA from Hibiscus syriacus, 1768 nucleotides. RefSeq names its product V-type proton ATPase subunit a2-like. Gene Ontology annotation, biological process: vacuolar acidification; proton transmembrane transport. The transcript is spliced from 11 exons. Lineage: Eukaryota; Viridiplantae; Streptophyta; Magnoliopsida; Malvales; Malvaceae. Bases 165 to 1637 code for a protein of 490 amino acids. Gene Ontology annotation, molecular function: proton-transporting ATPase activity, rotational mechanism; ATPase binding. The record is from RefSeq and is a predicted model, not a curated record. Gene Ontology annotation, cellular component: proton-transporting V-type ATPase, V0 domain; vacuolar proton-transporting V-type ATPase complex.
UUAACAUCUCUCAUAUGUAGGUAUCUGGAAGACUUGAAGAGCUUAAAACUACUAUUGAUGUUGGACUUGUGCACCAGAUCAACUUGUUACAGACAAUUGCCUAUCACUUUGAGCAGUGGAGCCAUUUGGUGAAGAAAGAAAAAUCCGGUUAUUACACUUUGAACAUGCUCAGCAUAGAUAUUACAAGAAAAUGUCUUGUUGCAGAAGGUUGGUGCCCUGUUUUUGCAACAAACAAGAUUCAAAAUGUGUUACAGCGGGCAACUGUUGACAGCAACUCACAAAUUGGGACCAUAUUUGAUGUUCUCCAGACAAAGGAAUCACCACCUACCUAUUUCCAAACCAACAAAUUUACUUCUACUUUUCAAGAAAUCGUGGAUGCUUAUGGGAUUGCAAAAUAUCAGGAAGCAAAUCCUGGAGUAUUCACAAUCAUCACGUUUCCUUUCCUUUUUGCUGUUAUGUUUGGCGACUGGGGCCAUGGUAUAUGCCUGCUUUUGGCAACAUCAUAUUUCAUAAUCAGAGAAAAAAAUAUUUCUAGCCAGAAACUCGGAGACAUCACUGAAAUGAUUUUUGGGGGUCGCUAUGUUAUCAUGAUGAUGGCAUUAUUCUCAAUCUACACAGGAUUGUUAUACAAUGAAUUUUUUUCGGUCCCGUUUGAACUGUUUGGGUCCUCUGCUUACGGAUGCCGCGAUCCUUCUUGCCGAGAUGCUUCUACAGAAGGUUUAGUAAAAGUUCGUACCACUUAUCCUUUUGGUGUGGAUCCUAAAUGGCAUGGUACUCGGAGUGAACUACCAUUUCUUAACUCAAUGAAGAUGAAGAUGUCAAUUUUGCUUGGAGUAGCUCAGAUGAAUCUUGGUAUCAUUUUGAGCUACUUCAAUGCUAAAUUUUAUGGAAAUGAACUCAACAUUCGGCACCAAUUUCUUCCCCAAAUGAUAUUUCUGAACAGUCUGUUCGGCUACUUGUCUCUUCUCAUAGUUGUGAAAUGGUGCACUGGCUCUCAAGCUGAUCUUUAUCACGUGAUGAUAUAUAUGUUCUUGAGUCCUACAGAUGAUCUUGGUGAAAACCAGCUUUUCUUCGGUCAGAAGUUUCUCCAGAUUUUAUUACUGCUAGCAGCUCUAGUUUCUGUACCAUGGAUGUUAUUUCCAAAGCCUUUUCUUUUAAAGAAGCAACAUGAUGAAAGGCACCGUGGUCAAUCCUAUGCACUACUGGACGCUGGCUUUGAUGAUUCUGAUGAAAUGGAACUGCAUCAUGGUUCCAGUAGCCACGAAGAGUUUCAGUUCAGUGAAAUCUUUGUUCACCAACUUAUACACACAAUUGAAUUUGUGCUUGGUGCAGUGUCAAAUACAGCAUCAUAUCUGCGGUUAUGGGCUCUUAGCCUAGCCCAUUCAGAGUUGUCAAGUGUAUUCUAUGACAAGGUUUUACUUUUGGCCUGGGGAUUCAACAAUAUCAUCAUCCUUAUCAUCGGUCUAUUUGUAUUCAUAUGCGCAACAGUUGGUGUGUUGUUAGUGAUGGAAACUCUCAGCGCAUUCUUACACGCGUUGAGGCUUCACUGGGUUGAGUUUCAGGGCAAGUUCUAUGGAGGAGAAGGUUACAAAUUUCAGCCAUUUUCGUUCGCAUCACUUGACACGGAAGAUGAAUGAGAAAGAAUGUUUCUUCACUGGAUUCAAGCUCAGUUGUAAUGAUGAGAUAAGAAUGGUAAAUAAUUACUAAAGAAAUCUGCGGAGGACAUGGGAUCCGAAUAUCUUCCAUCUACCUGUGUUUUCUGUUGCUU